AUGGAGGUGGGGACUAGAAUAACAUUAGAUCCUCCGCCAAUCCGCGAUUCCAGCUCAGUAAAGGGAGUAGAGAGAAGCGCAGUUCGGCAGAUUCUGGCCUACCUCACUAUCAGUGAUGACCAAGAUUUCUUCCAAAUUGGGAACAAGAAUCGGGAAAUGCCAAUGGAGGCUGCGACAAGUUCCCGAUGGGACCUUCCCAGUCCCGACAAGAAAAUAAAAUUGGACGUUGGAGAACAUGUGACAACUUUGACAGCAGAAGAAUUAUUUCGUUUCGUUACUUCAGAUCAUCGGUAUUUAAAAAUGGACGGAAACGCUGGAAAUUGUGGAGACAAUGGUAUGAAUUCGGUUCCAAAUGCUGCAGAAAUUCAGAAAUUUUUCUUAGAAACCAUCAACCGGAUCGCUUUUCAACCAAUCAAAGACGCGGAGACAAAACACGACGUGGAGUCAGAAAUUCUCGAGGAUGAUGACGAAGAUGAUGAUGAUGAGGACCUCUCUGAAGCCAGUGAAGGAAUCAUUAGGGACCAUCGUAUUGAGAGCGUGAAGAAAGGGUCACGGAGAGCCUCCAAAGACAUAAACAAGACUCCAUUGUCUUCUACAUCUAUCACUUGGAAAGAAUUAGAAAAAAGACGACAAGAGAAGGAAAUUUAUUCAUACGAGUGUCGAGCUGUUCAAGGGAAAGCUGAGAAAAAUUCACUCAUUAAAUAUGCGUCGGAGUUGUUAGAGAGCUCCUGGAAGCAGUAUCUCUCUACACCAACAGAACAACUGAACCAUCAAAACGAAAAGCCGGAAGAGCAAGAAUCAGGUCCAACAGACGAUGUUAUUGAAAUGUUGGAAGACAGAAGUCGAUAUGUUUGGCAGAUCAUUGAUGAAAUGCCGCCAAGAAAUUUACCACUGUCGUUUUAG
This is a messenger RNA of Lottia gigantea (owl limpet), 903 nucleotides long. RefSeq lists its product as hypothetical. The coding region runs from base 1 to 903 and encodes 300 amino acids. Lineage: Eukaryota; Metazoa; Mollusca; Gastropoda; Lottiidae. The transcript has a single exon. The record is from RefSeq and is a predicted model, not a curated record.